CUGCGCUCAUCCUUCGAUGUACUCCAAGACCAUCCUUGCGCGCCGAACGGCUCGGGCUUGGUUACAGGGAUCGCGUAGUGUCCGUGGUUUGGCGGGUGUCGCGACAAGCGUCGCACCUAACAAGAUGGCGGUCGCGACUCCACAGAAAGCACAGGAGCUGAUCGACAGGCUGAACGCAGAGUAUGAGAAGGUUCAUGUCGCCUAUGAGGAAAACUUCUGGGCGACCAAAAUGGCACUCAAGGGCGCCAGCUCCGACGCCCUGGCCUCCACCAAGACCGCCUACGAGGCCUUCCUGGGCGACCCCGCCCACCUGGCCGCGGUGCGGGCAGCACUGGCAGCAGCCACUGCAGCACCCGGAGCAGCUGGGGAAGCAGCAGCCGCCGUACCGGCAGCCGGGGAGGCGGCGGCAGCAGCAGGGGCGAAGGAGGCUGCUGACAGCGGAAGCAACAGCAGCAGCAGCGGCGAGCUGAGUGCGGAGGAGCAGGCCCGCGUGUUGCGCAUCAUGGAGCGGACCUUCGGGUGCUACAUCACGGAGGACCCACGGGCUGCGGAGCUGAAGGAGAAGAUCAAUAGCAUGGAGGCGGAGCUGGCGCAGGCCCGCAACCAGAUGUCUCUGGGCUACACCGACCCCGCCAGCGGCACCUUCCGACCCGCCUCCUCCGUUCAGCUGCGUAACAGCCUGCGGGUCAGCGACCAGGAGGCCACACGCAAGGCGUGCUACGAGGGUCUGCGCUCCAUCGGGCCCUUCGUGGCGGAGAAGUUCGUUGAGAUCGUUAAGCAGCGCAACCGCCUGGCAAAGCUGCUGGGCUUCGAGGACUUUUACGAUUACAAGGUCACGUCCGCGGAGGGUUUCGGCAAGUCGCGGCUGUUCUCCAUCCUGGACGACCUGGAGACGCGAACAGCCCCCAUCAUGGCCGCUGCCCGGGAGCGGCUGGCGCGGGAGAAGGGGGAGGCGGCGCUGGAGCCGCACAACCUGAGCUACUCGCUGGCAGGUGACACCGAGAAGGCGCAGGACCCGUACUUCCCCUUCGAGCUGGCGGUGGACGUGUGGGCGAGGACCUUUGCGGCGCUGGGCAUCAAGUAUAUGGACUCCACCAUGACCCUGGACCUAUGUGACCGCCCCGGCAAGUACUCCAACGGCUUCUGCCACUGGCCGCAAGUGGCCUGGCGCAAACCCGACGGAACCUUCGUGCCCGCGAAGGCCAACUUCACCAGCCUGGCCACCCCCAGCCAGGUGGGCAGCGGCCGCACCGCCCUAGCCACCCUGCUGCACGAGGGCGGACACGCGGCGCACUUUGCUAACAUCGACCAGCCUAGCCCCUUCUUCGGCCAGGAGCGCGCCCCCACCAGUGUGGCCUACGCGGAGACGCAGAGCAUGUUCCUGGACGCACUCAUGCAGGACGCGGCGUGGCUGGGCAGGUACGCGCUCAGCCGCUCCGGCGAGGUGCUGCCCUGGCCGCUGCUGUCCGCCGGCCUGACCGCCAGCCAGCCCUACGAGGUGUUCGCGCUGCGGGGCAUGCUGGCGGUGUGCUACUUCGAGAAGGCGCUGUACGAGCUGCCGGAGGGGGAGCUGAGCACGGAGCGGGUGCUGGCGCUGGCGGAUGAGGUGGAGGCGCGCAUUCAGGGCGGUCUGAGCCCCCGGCCGCUGCUGAGUGUGCCGCACCCGCUGUCCGACGAGUCAGCCUGCUACUACCACGGAUACGUGCUGGCGGAGAUGGCAGUACGGCAGUCACGUGCGCACUUCAAAUCCAAGUACGGCAACAUUGUGGACAACCCCAGCAUCGGCAAGGACCUAACGGAGGUCUAUUGGCGCCCCGGCAACGGCGCCCCCUUCCUGGACCUUGUGUCGCAGCUGACGGGGCGGCAGCUGGCUGCGGACGACUGGGUACACGAGCUGCAACGGCCGGUGGAGGAGGUGCUGCGCGAGGAGGAGGAGGCCUACAAGGCGGCGGUUGCUGCCGGUCCCGCCAUCCCGCCCGGGCAGCCCUUCGACCUGGGCAUGCGAGUUCGGCUGGUGCAUGGAGACGAGGUGAUUGCAGAUAGUGCGGAGGAGGGGGGGCUGGCGGGGGCCUGUGAGCGGUUCAAGAGCUGGGUGGGCGCCACGUUUCUGGAGCCAGCGAAGAAGGAGGCGGAGAGGGCGGCGGCGGAGGUGAAGGCGUGAGGAGGAGGAGAUGGGAUGGGAUGAGGUUGAGGAAGGAGGGAAGUGAAGGGGAUGACAGUAUGGAUAGGAUUGGAGAUUGAGAGAGAGAUGGAGAGUGAGGAAGGGUUUGGGGUUCGGUUCGGGGUUGCAUGGUGGCAGCAGCAGCAGCAGUGGAGGAGGGAGUUGAAGGGCAGCAGGUUGUUAGCAAGCUGGGGAGGCUGGGGAGGCUGAGGGUGAAGGGAGGAGUGCAUGGCGGGGGGAAGGAGUUGGGGUUGAGUGUUGUUGGAGGGCGAGUUGUGUGUACCGGUAUUGAUUCGGGAUCCGUUAUCGAGACACGCAGAGGCAGGCGGGGAUCUGUUUUUGGGACACUUCCCACUCGCCCUCUGUGCCCUAUGUGGGGACUUGUGUAGGGUUGUUGAAGUUUGAGAUACAUCGGCCAACAUUGGCUGUUGCAUAACCCGUGCCCACGCUGGGCCCAAGGCUUAGCUGUCCUUGCGUGCCCCGCUUGCGUAUCAGGAAGGCAUCUGUUUAAAAGCGUCCGUCUA
Astrephomene gubernaculifera is the source of this 2685-nucleotide messenger RNA. The record is from the annotation of a GenBank genome assembly. NCBI's taxonomy places the organism in Eukaryota, Viridiplantae, Chlorophyta, Chlorophyceae, Chlamydomonadales, Astrephomenaceae.